AUGCCUGCCGGCCGUUGCUUUCCGCUGCUAGUACUGACACAUUUGCACUGGGGCCAGUCCUCCUUGGCCUCCUACGAAGGGUGGCGAGAGAAGUCAGUGACAGAAGCCAACGCAAGUGCAGCGGCUGCCACGGCGAUUGCAUCCCAAUACUGCCGGACAGCGGGCGCCUCUGAGGUAAUUGACGAGGCAGCAGCACGAAGGAGUCUCGAGGUGGGAUCUGGAUGGCGCGACCUCAUCUUGCGCCUCUCAGACAGGGCUAGACAGGCCGAGGAGACAGGCGAGUGGUCGCUGGACGACACUCUGGACCCUGGCUUUUUUGUCAGGGAAGCUUUGAUUGUGGUGCUGGCGUUGAUACUGUGUGUGUUCUGGCUUCUGGCUUCUUGGUUCGUGCACUGCCCAUGCUGCUGCCGCUUCUUGUGCUGCUGCUGCCAGCGGAAGUGGGCCACAGGGAAGGUUUUCAAAGGCUCGGCUUGGCUGCUCUUCAGCGCCUUGGGCAUUGCCGGUGUGGUCCUAGCCUCGCGGGCCCUGACGGGAGCCACAUACACCGAGGACGGCGUGCUGGGCUUUCGGUGCGCGAGCAGCACCUUCGUCAAGGAUGUGCUUGGAGACCCGAGGAGCGGAUUCUUAGCAGGGAGGAGCACCCUCGUGAAUUUGACAGAGCUGCUGCGGAACGGCUCGUUCUUCUCCAGGAACCUGACUGCUAUCCUCGAUCGAACCUCUGCAAUUGUCAGUACCGCAGGUCUUGCUGAUGGCCUGCUCGCUGCUCUCAUUGCCAACAUGGCGGAUCCGGUGAACAGAGAGCCUGUUGAUUCGAGCGGGGCCACCUUGUAUCACGAGUGCCAGGUUUGUGGGCCUUUGAUGGGGCUCCUCACCGAAACAUCCGACCUCUUAGGCGCCAGUGCGGGCAUGCAGAUGCGAGCACUACGCAGCCAGGCCGAGGUCUUUCAAAGCGAGGCGCCCGUUCACCUCCAGAAAGUUCUCAGGCAAGCGCUGGAGGCGUCAGACAUGGCCAUGGCUACCAUCGUCGAGGACUAUUGGAAAACACUACGAGGCUAUGAUCUCCGGGACCUGGGGCAGUUUCUGGACCACCUGCUUCCCUUUCUGCCACUGGUGGUCCUUGCUCCCCAUGCAUACUAUUUCGUGCUGAUGAUGUUCGCCGGGGUCGGCCUCAGCGUGUGGUCCGUCAAAGACAGGAAAGGCGAGAAGCCAGAUCACUGUUGUGUCCGGUUUUGCACUGGGCGAGCCGCAGACUGCGCGUGCUGGCAUGCCAUAUGCCUCCUCAUCAUUUCGGGAGUCGCGGUGACUGUGGCUGUGGUUGGAAGUGGCAUCUGCCUCCUUGUUAUAGACACUGACAGAGAGAAUGGUGCAAACCUGCUGCUUGCCUCUUGCGGGCCCCGGGACUCUGAGAAUGAUUGUCACCGAUAUGUAGAGAUAUCCGGCAGCAUGCUUUCCUGUCUGACUACAACCUCCCCAAAUACCAGCAUCCUGGACUUCAUUGAGGUUCCCCCCUUGAAUCGGACAGUGAAGCACGAACUGACGGCUGCCAUGGACCCUAUUCUUCUGCAGAUGCAUGAGGUGGCGGCAUCAGGCACAGACAAGCUGGCCGAAAACCCCAAGGUCACGGACCUUCUGGCCAUGAUCGACGUGCUUGAUCUGAAGGCUCUGUACCUCCCUACAGAGUCCAAGAUUUCCGGGAGCCCUUUUGAAGCCAUGGCAGCUGACAUCCCGGGCCUCGGUGAUGAAGGUCAGAACCCCUUCAGGGCCUACCUGGCAAACAGCGUCUCCUGCCUCAACGUGACCUUGAGCUCAUCCCUCAAAGCUUUGGGCAAUCGCUCUGUCCCGGGCAUCGAUGCCAUGGUAUCAGAUGGGUUUUCCGGCGUGCCGCCGCUGGCAACCUACAUGGAUGCACUCUCCUACUCCUGCCCUACAAUCACAAGUCACGUGUGUACUGCCGGCCCGACGCACCAGGCUUGCGAUGUCUCCGUGGCCUUUGUGAACAACAUCAAACAAACCGUCGCAAAAGAUGCGGUGUUUAGGUGCUCCUACCUCCUGCAGGGACACAGCGGCGUGCAGUCGGCCAGUGAGUCUUUCAGUGAUGGCGAAGCCUCAAAGGUAUGGAAGGCUUGCAGAAUCGCGGAAUUUGAGGCGCUAUUGAAGGGAGCGGCAAGGGACUUGCGAGCAGUUUUCAGGCGGCUUGAUGAGAUUUCUGAACGGCUGAAGGGUGACUUCAUCGAGCUGAAGGACAUGGUCCGAAGAGAGGUGGCCGAUCCUCUCGCCGCGUUCCAGCACAGCAACUCUUGCCGAAUCCAUCACAACAACUUCAAGGCCAUGUCGAGCAACCUGUGCUACCGCGGCAUGUAUGGACUGAACAUGAUUCUCACCAGCUUCACGAUGUCCGGUCUCAUGAGCCUUUGCCUUGGCUUGAUACUCCUCACCGCCUGGAAGAUCUCGAGAGACAACGCAGACACACACAAGCCCAGUGUCGUGGUGGCCGCUUCCGUUGAGGAAGACUUGCCACUUUUUCGGAACGCAGCCGUUGCAACAUCAAGCCGGUCUGGGGAAGACCACUUCCGAAUCUAA
Symbiodinium necroappetens is the source of this 2580-nucleotide messenger RNA. NCBI's taxonomy places the organism in Eukaryota, Dinophyceae, Suessiales, Symbiodiniaceae. The record is from the annotation of a GenBank genome assembly.